CGCUGGGAAGCGCCGGGUGCCCGCGAUGGGGAGCGGGACCGAGCCCCGGCCCCGAGGGACGGCCGAGCCCGCCGGACCCCCGGCCACCAGCUGUUAGAAGCACUUGGAUGAGUGGAAUUCCGGGUAUUUGGUCCGUGAUCUUAGCCUGAGGCAGAGGAAAUAAUAAGAAAUUUCUGUGGUUCAGUUAAAGGAUCUGACAUACUGAAUUCUGCUUUGAAAACCGGGGAAGCUUCUUCUGUGCAGAACUGACCCACAUCUGAGAGCUGUCUUGAAUAAAAAUUGAGGCAAAAUGUCUGUCAUUGACCCUUAUCAGCACAUUGUGGUGGAGCACCAGUACUCACACAUAUUCACUGUGACAGUAAGGAAAGCCACAAAUGUGACCAAAGGAGCCCUUGGUGACAUGCUUGACACUCCAGAUCCCUACGUGGAGCUGUUCAUCCCGUCUGCUCCAGACUGCAGGAAGAGAACCAAACAUUUCAAUAAUGAUGUGAAUCCCGUGUGGAACGAGACCUUUGAGUUCAUCUUGGACCCCAACCAAGAGAAUGUUCUUGAGGUUACUUUGAUGGAUGCCAACUACGUUAUGGAUGAGACUCUUGGCACAUCCACCUUUCCUAUAUCUUCUCUGAAACUGGGUGAGAAGAAGGAGAUCCAGUUGACUUUCAAUGAUGUUACAGAAAUGACUUUGGAAUUGUCUCUUGAAGUAUGCUCCUCGACCGACCUGCGGUUCAGCAUGGCCCUGUGCGAUGAGGAGAAGCGGUUCCGGCAGCAGCGCAAGGACAACAUCAUGCGCAGCAUGAGGGAGUUUCUGGGAGAGGAGCACAGCAAGAACCUGGCCUCUGCCAGGGAUGUGCCAGUGAUAGCAAUCCUGGGGUCAGGAGGUGGAUUUCGUGCCAUGGUGGGGUUUGCUGGAGUCAUGAAAGCACUUUAUGAAUCUGGAAUUCUAGACUGUGCGACUUACAUUGCUGGUCUCUCAGGAUCCACGUGGUACAUGUCAACUUUGUAUUCACACCCAGAUUUUCCAGAAAAAGGACCCAAAGAGAUUAAUGAAGAGUUGAUGAACUCUGUGAGUCACAACCCACUUCUGCUGCUCACUCCUCAGAAAGUCAAACGCUACAUUGAAGCACUGUGGAACAAGAAAAGCUCAGGCCAGCCUGUCACCUUCACAGAUAUCUUUGGAAUGCUAAUAGGUGAAACACUUAUCCAUAAUAGAAUGGACACUACUCUGAGCAACAUGAAAGAGAAAAUCAAUGAUGCACAGUGUGCUCUCCCGCUCUUCACGUGUCUCCACGUCAAACCAGACGUCUCGGAGCUGAUGUUUGCAGACUGGGUGGAGUUCAGUCCAUAUGAGAUUGGCAUGGCCAAGUAUGGUACUUUUAUGUCUCCAGAUUUGUUUGGAAGCAAAUUUUUUAUGGGCACAGUGGUGAAGAAGUAUAAUGAAAAUCCCUUGCAUUUCCUGAUGGGUGUCUGGGGCAGUGCAUUUUCUAUAUUGUUUAACAGAGUGCUUGGUGUCUCCAAUUCUCAAAACAAAGGUCCCACCAUGGAAGAAGAAUUAGAAAAUAUUAGGCUAAAGCACCUUGUAAGCAAUGACAGUUCAGACAGUGAAGAUGAAUCCCAGCAUCCAAAAGGCACUGAAAACGCUGAGGCAAGCCAGGAGUACCAGAGCAGCAGCCAGGAGAGCUGGGUGCAGCGCAUGCUGAUGGCUCUGGUGGGUGACAGUGCCCUUUUCAACACCCGGGAGGGCCGUGCUGGCAAAGUACACAACUUCAUGCUGGGCCUGAACCUCAAUACCUGCUACCCGCUCUCUCCUCUGGCAAACCUGCUCACCCAGGAGUCUGUGGAGGAGGACGAGCUCGAUGCAGCCGUGGCAGAUCCUGAUGAGUUUGAGAGGAUCUAUGAGCCACUAGAUGUGAAGAGCAAGAAGAUUCACAUUGUGGACAGUGGGCUUACCUUCAACCUGCCCUACCCACUCAUCUUGAGACCUCAAAGGGGCGUCGAUCUCAUCAUCUCUUUUGAUUUCUCAGCUCGGCCAAGUGAUUCCAGUCCUCCUUUCAAGGAAAUCUUGCUGGCAGAAAAAUGGGCCAAAAUGAACAAGCUUCCUUUCCCAAAAAUAGACCCGAACGUGUUUGACCGAGAGGGCAUGAAGGAGUGCUAUGUCUUCAAACCCAAGGAUACCUCUUCGGAGAAGGACUGUCCAACUAUAAUCCAUUUUGUUUUGGCCAACAUCAACUUCCGGAAGUACAAAGCUCCAGGAGUCCCAAGAGAAACACAGGAAGAGAAGGAUUUUGCAGACUUUGACAUUUUUGAUGAUCCAGAUACUCCAUUCUCUACCUUCAACUUCCAGUAUCCCAAUGAGGCUUUCAAGAGGCUUCACGACCUAAUGGAGUUCAACACCCUCAAUAACAUUGAUGUGAUCAAGCAGGCUAUGAUGGAAAGCAUUGAGUACAGGAAGGAGAACCCCUCUCGCUGCUCCGUGUCUCUUAGCAGUGUUGAAGCAAGGAGGUUCUUCAAUAAGAACAAUCUGAACAACAACCCUACGUAGAGGAUGUGUCCUGGGUCCCACUCCUUCAAGAGCCUGGUUCUGCCUUUAUAACUGGAGUCAAAAAGGCAUUGUCAGAGCAUCCCUGCUCUGGGCUGGGCAAAGCUCGUUUUCUUGUGGAUUUUCAAGUUUCAAUACAGAUUUUUUUAAUUUUUCAAACUAAGCCCAAAAACAUUUCAGUAUGCUGAUACAUUUCUUUUUAAAAACAUGGAAUGAGUUCUGCUGUGGUCACUGGCUUCUCAGUGGUUGGUUUUUACUUUAAAAAGUGUCAACACUGGCUUCUCAUAGUGGAGCAGUUUUCCACUUCACUACUUAAUACUGCAUUUAAGAAUCCUCUCAGCAAAGAGUCCAACCUCUCCUAUUUCCUUUUUCUGUUUUGUUCCACAAAACUACAUUGCUUGGGUCCUUGAGCUUGUAUGUUGAGUUGCUGUUCGUGCCUGUACUUCUGACCAAAAGGUUUCUGGAGAGGUGAAAAGGGAUUUUUAGCCUUUGAUCAUAAAGAGAAGUAUCCCAUUUCUGCAGAGGGACAGUGGCAGUGUGUGCCAGGGAGAGCUGCAGUGUUCCCAGGUAAGAAUUUGAAGUAGCUCCUGUGCUUAGGGCUACUUUGAAAUGCAUAUUUUUUAGUACAUUGAGUAAGAAAAGACCAUGCAUAGACAUAGAUUAAUUUAGUACCAUCUCACAUGUCUUGGGGUCUCUUGGCUGGAUUGUUUCCUUUUUUUGAGGUGGGUAGGAUCAGCUCUCAGCAAUGCACUGGGGGGACCCAGCUGAAAGGACCUUAGCUCCUUUCUUCUGGAGUUUGAAGAACGAGGCAGGAGCUGAGUAGUUUUACAGUCAUAGGAUCAUAGCAUACCUUGGGUUGGAAGGGACCUCAAAGACCAUCUGGUUCCAGCUGCUCAUUGAUCAGAGCUUAUUGCUAAUUCAGUGGCUGUUCCUUUUAUUGGGAAUUAUUGAGCUGUUUGUAAUUGCUAAAAUCUGUAAGCCCACGGGAAGAGGAGGAAUGAAAAUGCAUUUCUUUUACCAGCCACUGCCUCAUGCCUCCUUACAUCUCCUGUAUUGAUUAAUAGCUUUUCUUUCUGUUUGAGUUAGUGCAUGUUUAACAUGAAGAGGGAAGAUAAAAGUAACUUAUCUUAGUGCUUUAUAAUUUAAACAUUUUCAAUAAAUUUCAAUAUACAGGAAGAAACUGGUACUGUUAUUUUACUGUAAUAUUUUCUUUCUAAUAUUUUGGGGUUUUUUCCUUUGGUUAACAUAAUGUUUGUAUUUUUUAUUUUUUAAUAUGUACCUGCUCUGUUUCAUGGAAGUGUUUUAUCAUACUUUAUACAGUUUCUAUUAUCACAGUGUUACCAGACAGCAAAAAAAUAAAACAUAACUGUAUUUGGCCUUGA
Molecule: messenger RNA, 3918 nt
Organism: Apus apus (common swift)
Lineage: Eukaryota; Metazoa; Chordata; Aves; Apodiformes; Apodidae
Gene: PLA2G4A
Product: phospholipase A2 group IVA
Exons: 19
Coding region: 290-2539 (749 amino acids)
Biological process (GO): glycerophospholipid catabolic process
Cellular component (GO): Golgi apparatus; endoplasmic reticulum; cytosol
Molecular function (GO): calcium-dependent phospholipid binding; calcium ion binding
Source: RefSeq, a predicted model, not a curated record